Molecule: messenger RNA, 9119 nt
Organism: Ictidomys tridecemlineatus (thirteen-lined ground squirrel)
Lineage: Eukaryota; Metazoa; Chordata; Mammalia; Rodentia; Sciuridae
Source: RefSeq, a predicted model, not a curated record
CAUGCUCAGUGGCCUGGCAGGUGGGGCCGCCGCGCGACUCCAGGUCCGGCCCGGAGCCGAGGGGCGGGGGCGAGUGGGAAGUGGGCGGGGGCCGCGGGUUCAGUGGUAGAGUCGCCGGCGGCCGCGAGGCGCUGGCCUGGUGGGAAUCCCCGCGGGUCGGACCGGGCCGGGCCGGGCCGAGCCGGGCUGGGAUGAGCAAUGGCAUCUGUCAAGGUGGCCGUGAGAGUCCGGCCCAUGAAUCGCAGGGAAAAGGACUUGGAGGCCAAGUUCAUUAUUCAAAUGGAGAAAAGCAAAACAACAAUCACAAACUUGAAGAUACCAGAAGGAGGGACCGGGGACUCAGGAAGAGAACGGAUCAAGACCUUCACCUAUGACUUUUCUUUUUAUUCUGCUGAUACGAAGAGUCCAGAUUACAUUUCACAAGAAAUGGUUUUCAAAACCCUUGGCACAGAUGUGGUGAAAUCUGCAUUUGAAGGUUAUAAUGCUUGUGUCUUUGCAUAUGGACAAACUGGAUCUGGAAAGUCAUACACUAUGAUGGGAAAUUCUGGUGAUUUGGGCUUAAUACCUCGGAUCUGUGAAGGGCUCUUCAGCCGGAUAAAUGAAACCACCAGAUGGGAUGAAGCAUCUUUUCGGACUGAAGUCAGCUACUUAGAAAUUUAUAAUGAACGUGUAAGAGAUCUACUUAGACGGAAGUCAUCUAAAACCUUCAAUUUAAGAGUUCGUGAGCAUCCAAAAGAAGGACCUUAUGUUGAGGAUUUAUCCAAACAUUUAGUACAGAAUUAUGGUGAUGUGGAAGAACUUAUGGAUGCAGGAAAUAUCAAUCGUACCACAGCAGCAACUGGGAUGAAUGAUGUCAGUAGCAGGUCUCAUGCCAUCUUCACCAUCAAGUUCACUCAGGCAAAAUUUGAUUCUGAAAUGCCAUGUGAAACUGUGAGUAAGAUCCACUUAGUAGAUCUUGCUGGAAGCGAGCGUGCAGAUGCCACCGGUGCCACUGGGGUCAGGCUCAAAGAAGGGGGAAAUAUUAACAAAUCUCUCGUGACUCUGGGAAACGUCAUUUCUGCCUUAGCUGAUUUAUCUCAGGAUGCAGCAAACUCUCUUGUAAAGAAGAAGCAAGUUUUUGUGCCUUACAGGGAUUCUGUUUUGACUUGGUUGUUGAAAGAUAGCCUUGGAGGAAAUUCUAAAACCAUCAUGAUUGCCACUAUUUCACCUGCUGAUGUCAAUUAUGGAGAAACCCUAAGUACUCUUCGAUAUGCAAAUAGAGCCAAAAACAUCAUCAACAAGCCUACCAUUAAUGAGGAUGCCAACGUCAAACUCAUCCGUGAGCUGCGAGCUGAAAUAGCCAGACUGAAAACACUGCUUGCUCAAGGGAAUCAGAUUGCCCUCUUAGACUCUCCUACAGCUUUAAGUAUGGAGGAAAAACUUCAGCAGAAUGAAGCAAGAGUUCAAGAAUUGACCAAGGAAUGGACCAAUAAGUGGAAUGAAACCCAAAAUAUUUUGAAAGAACAAACUCUAGCUCUUAGGAAGGAGGGGAUUGGAGUUGUUUUGGAUUCUGAACUGCCUCAUUUGAUUGGCAUUGAUGAUGACCUUCUGAGUACUGGAAUCAUCUUAUAUCACUUGAAGGAAGGUCAGACAUAUGUUGGUAGAGAAGAUGCUGCAACAGAGCAGGAUAUUGUUCUUCAUGGCCUUGACUUAGAGAGUGAGCACUGUGUCUUUGAAAAUGUUGGGGGGACCGUGACUCUCAUACCCCUGAGUGGGUCUCAGUGCUCCGUGAAUGGUGUUCAAAUUACGGAGGCCACACAUCUAAAUCAAGGUGCUGUGAUACUCUUGGGAAGGACCAAUAUGUUUCGCUUUAACCAUCCGAAGGAAGCUGCCAAGCUCCGGGAGAAGAGAAAGAGUGGCCUUCUGUCCUCCUUCAGCUUGUCCAUGACCGACCUCUCAAAGUCCUGUGAGAACCUGUCCGCAGUCAUGCUGUAUAAUCCUGGACUUGAAUUUGAGCGACAACAGCGUGAAGAACUUGAAAAAUUAGAAAGUAAAAGGAAACUCAUAGAAGAAAUGGAGGAAAAGCAGAAGUCAGACAAGGCGGAGCUGGAGAGGAUGCAGCAGGAGGUGGAGACCCAGCGCAAAGAGACAGAAAUCGUGCAGCGCCAAAUCCGCAAGCAGGAGGAGAGCCUCAAACGCCGCAGCUUCCACAUUGAGAACAAGCUCAAGGAUUUGCUAGCAGAGAAGGAAAAGUUUGAGGAGGAACGGCUGAGAGAGCAGCAGGAAAUUGAGCUGCAGAAGAAAAGACAAGAGGAAGAAAGCUUUCUGCGUGUCAAAGAGGAGCUCCGGAGGCUCCAAGAACUCAGCAACAGUGAGCAGGCCGAGAAGAUUCAGAUAUUCCAAGAGCUGGACCGUCUCCAGCGGGAAAAAGAUGAACAGCGCGCCAAGCUGGAACUGGAGAAAAGGAGACUGGAGGAGCAGGAGAAGGAGCAGGUGCUGCUUGUUACCCACUUGGAGGAGCAGCUGCGAGAGAAACAAGAGAUGGUUCCAUUGCUGCGAUGCAGUGAGGUCCAACGGGCAGAGGAGGAGAAGAGGGACCUGGAAGACAUCAGGGAAGCCCUCCUGCGGGCCAGGGAGGCCAGGGCAGGAGGGGAGGAGGAAGAUGGUGAGCAUCUGGAAAAAGCUCACCUACAUUUCUUGGAGUUCAAGAAAAGGCAGCUUGUCAAACUAGCUAACUUGGAGAAAGACCUGGUCCAGCAGAAAGACCUCCUGAGAAAAGAAGUCCUAGCAGAGCAGGAAGCCCUCCAGCGCUUAAAAUGUGAAAAGGAGGAGCAAUCUAAGUGGUUAGCAAAAAAUGAUGCUAGCGUCACAAGUGUCUCACAUGUGGCUGGAGAUUUAGAGAAAAUAAAGCCAGUAGAGUACAGGCUGCAAUGUAAAGAACGCCAGCUACAAUACCUCCUGCAAACUCAUCUGCCAGCUCUGUUGGAAGAAAAGCAGAGAGCGCUUGAAAUCCUUGACAGAGGUCCUCUGGGCUUAGACAACACUCUUUAUCAAGUAGAAAAAGAAAUGGAAGAAAAAGAAGAGCAGCUCGCGCAAUACCAAGCCAGUGCAAGCCAGCUGCAGCAGCUCCAGGCCACCUUUGAAUUCACUGCCAAUGUGGCACGACAGGAAGAAAAAGUGAGGAAGAAGGAAAAGGAGAUUCUAGAAUCACGGGAGAAGCAGCAGAGAGAGGCGCUGGAGCGUGCAGUGGCCAGGCUGGAGAGAAGGCACUCUGCUCUGCAAAGGCGCUCUACCUUGGGCCUGGAGACAGAAGAGCAGAGGCAGAAGCUUGCUAGUCUCAACAGUAGCACCAAUGUCCUGGAAGCUCAGCAGGAGGUCCUGGAGAAGGACCAGGAGAGGUUAGAACAUGAAAUCCAGCAACUGAAGCAGAAGAUUUGUGAGGGAGACUGUGUUCAAAGAGGUGACCAUGGGACCCUGGAGAGGAAGGCUGCUUCUUUCAGCUUGCUACCCAGUACUGAAAAAUCUCACCUGGCUCCCCUAAUGGAUGCCAGGAUCAAUGCUUAUAUUGAAGAAGAGGUCCAAAGACGUCUUCAGGAUUUGCAUCGUGCUAUUGGUCAUGCUAGCAACAUAUCUGCAGAUAUGAUGAAGGAUAAUGAGAAACUUCACAAUGGCACCAUUCAACGUAAGCUAAAAUAUGAGGAAAACGUAACCAAUGAUGGAGAAGAUUUUCAGAGUAAGUCAGAUAAUUUCAGUGAGCUGAUGACUCACAAAGAUGAAUACAACUUGGAAAUUGAGUCCAGCUGGACAUUGCUGCAACAGAAGUCCCAACAAGUGUCUAUAAAUAGCAGAAGCAAGCAGGCCAGGCAAAGCAGGGUGCUCUGCUUUGUCCUCUCUGAAAGUGUUUCUCAUGAAGAGAGCACAUCUGGGAGUGCUUCUCAGAGCACAACGGCCCCUGAGUUUUGCUGUGAACAGCAAGAUGAGAAAGAGUUAUCUGCUGAAAAGAAUAGCUCUCCGUCAUCGAUGAUAAAUAUUAGGACAGAAGGAAACAACAGGUUGGGAUAUUUUUACAACAAGUUCUCAGCUCUUUAUAAAGAUACUAGCCAUCACCUGCUACAGACUGGCACAAAGAUGAUUCACCAAGCCAAGCAUGUGGGGACUCUGUGUGACCCAAGUGGGCUCACCUCCCAUGUGACAACAUUCAUCAGAAGCUUGCCAUUUCUGAAGCACUUGCCCCUGGACAUGCUUUUGAAGUCACGUGUGGUGCCAUCCGGAUCUCAUUGUUUUCCUGAAGCUCAGGUUGGCAGCAGCAGCAGCAGCAACAAAGAGGCAAGGAGGCUGAGGCCAGAAAAGAGCCUAGAGCCUUACAGGGCCUCCACCUUCACAUCUGCAGCUUUACCAGGUUCCUCGCCAAGUUCAGUUUUCUGCCUUGACUCUGAAGAUGCUAGAAAGAGCUCUGCAUUUAAGCAGACCCUUGUGCAAUUCCCAGACCAAAUGCUGACAUUUCAAGAAUACUCUUUAAAAGACUUUCUUGAGGUUGUGACUUGUUCUCUGCCAGAACCUAUAGGUGAUGUCAAGGACAUCAAAGGCGUUUACUGGCUUGCUGUGGCUAACUGCAUAGAACCUGACCCCCAGCCAGCAUGUUUGCUCCUCCUUCAGUCAACUUUAUACUCUUUGGUUCUGUCAGAUAAGCACGCAGGCUCAAUGGACAUCUUUCAUGUUCUGCCUCUUUCUGGACUACAAGAAAUUCAGAUUGGCUUUGGUGGGCAGAGCAUUCGAUUCCUGGGAUCCACAGAGGCCCUUCUGCUCACUGUGUUUAGUUACAACAAAAACCUCUCUCAACAGUUAUGCCGUGACCUCCUGUGUGUCCUGAUGUCAAAGUCUGAAGCUGCUGCCUUUGCGAAUCAUCCUCUACUCCAACAAGAUCUAGUUCAGCUUUCUCUGGAUUGGAAAGCAGAAAUCCCUGAUUUAGUUUUAGCAAAUGGAGUCCAUUUGUCAUCCAAAUUCCAGACUACCUUGGUUGACAUGGUUUACUUUCUUCAUGGAAAUGUGGGAGUCAAUAUCCUUUCUCUGGCAGAGGUUCAAUUACUGCUCUACACAACGGUCAGGGUUGAGGGCGAGCCCAGCAAUGACCAGUGUCAGUCACUUGUCCUUCUGAAUACCCACAUUGUGCUUAUGAGGGAAGAUCGUGUGUUUUAUCCACAUACACCAUCUCUGAACACACUUCCUCCACGUACACAAUUUGAUGUGAUCAGAUGCUGUGCUUUAAGUGAAUUCAGGUGUGUUGUUGUUCCAGAGAAGAAAAAUUUAUUAACAGUAGAACUUGUCUUCUUGCAGAAACUUAGGCAUUCAUCAGUUUCAGGAAAUAGCCCUUCUGCACCCUUUCAAGAAGGCCCAGGUGUCCAGUUGUUUAUGAACCCAUUGCAUCUCCAAGAUAGUCAGCAUGGGGCACCUGAAGUCUGGAAACUGAUUUUCAAUUCUCAAGAUGAAGCUCUUUGGCUAAUCUCACAUUUGACAAGACUCUAGGAAGGAGACUUUUAAAGAUGCAAUACAUUUUCUGAGAUCUUUAAUAAAAGGAACAUUUACUACAAGGGAAAACAGUCAAGGGAAUACAAAUAUCUUGGUGUAGCUAAUCAAAUUGGAAUCGGGAAAAAGCAGACCUCUGAAGUUAAAUGUAAAUAUUUGAAAUAUCUGCUAUAAAAUGAAAAUACCUGAUUGCAGAGGACUGAUAAAAUAUCUUUAUGACCACCUGCUUCAUUUUCUUGAAACUCGGGCUUGCAAAUUUGCAUCCACCUCAUCAUUUGUCAGAUGAUUAAAGCAUUUCUGAUUGUUUGGCUUCGUGUUGAUUUAUAGUCUGGUGCACUGGAAUCUGUCUAGGCCUGCUAGCUUCUAGCAGGCUAAUUUGCACUGCCUGAAAAGUGCCCAGUCUGGCAGUGACCUUCAUUGACAUCCUCCAUUCCAGCUGUGAUUAGGACAGUGAUGUGGCAGAACACAUUAGUGCUACACCACGCUUCCUGUAAGGACCCAGAUUCCACAUGUCCUCCCAUCACUGCGGUACAUGGAGUAGAGCCAGCAGUGCCUGUCCUACACUGUUGUCUUCCCCAACCAAUUGCCUUUUCUUGCCUUCUUUCGUCCUUCUCGACUAUUCUCUUUCAACCAAUGUGAUUUCAGCUCCUAACUUGUCAGUAGUUUUUAGUACUCUUCUCCUAGUCUCCAACCCCAACUUCCAUUACAUUCUAGUUCUUUCUCUGAAUUUCUGUCCUAGAAAGACUUGUCAUCUUAAAGUCUAGCUUUUUCUAAUGGCUUCUUUCUACUGUCUUGUCAAAUAAACAUAUGGUUGCCUCCAAAGUGCAUUCAGCACUUUUCCCUGGCUUUUCUCCCUCUUGCCUCACACCAAACCCAUCAUUUGUAUUUGAAAGAGGUGUUCUGCUGGUCUGAAGCAAGUUCACAUUCUUACCUGCCUGAGGAGGAUCUUCUUUCCACUAAGCAGGUCAGUGGUCAGCAUCCUCUCUCAGAGGCUCCUAGCUCUCCCCUACAAGAUCUCUCUCUCUUCUUACCCAUCCUUUCUGUCUAUAGGAUUCAGUAGUACUGUGAGCAACCAGGGAUAACACCUCCUAUAUUUAUUUUUUAUUUCAUCUGGGGCUAGUUGCUUGGCCAUUAUUCUCAUGCCUCUGCUAAACUCCAGAAUCUCAGAAGGGAGGAGCUCUGCCUCUUUUGAUCCAUCCAGUCUACUUCCAUUCUCAGCUGGGAUCAUGCUCAGCCAGGAUAGCUACUCUGCAGUGUGGUGCACAGUUGAGUGAAUCAGUGAUUUUACUCACCUGCUCAUUUUAGCCCUGGCACGUAAGGGACAUUUUCUAUUCUGGUCAAAUCUUUGGGAAAUGUGCACCACACCACAAAUGUACCCCUUCUUCAUUCCUGUUACUAAUUGAUGACAGGGACAGUCCCAAAAUUUAACCCACUCUGAAACUUACUAUCUUCUGAGACCAGGAAGUGCAUAGCUUCCCUCCUUCCAUCAUCAGAGCUAAUGACAAGUUAUUGAGCUGAUUCUACAUUUUCACCUAUUUUUUCUCCUCUAGUCUCUAGGGAAGUGAAGAGGAGAACACAGGCACUUGGUUGGAGAAUAUGCUAUGAUCCACAGACUGGUGCUAUAGCUUUGUUUGCUCUAGACCAAUGGAGGCUUUUUGAUUUUGAGUCAAUUGAAUUCUCUUGUUUUCAGGUGGAUUAUUGUCAUUUCCAAAACACCUCUUUUUCAUACAUGCAUACCUUAUUGCCUCAUACCUGAAGGCUUUUAACUCUACAUAGAGGUGUUAUGGUUUGGCUAUGAGGUGUCCCCCAAAACCUUCUAUUAAUACAGAAAUAUUAAGAGGUGAAGUGAUUAGAUUAUGAAAGCUAUAACCUAACCAUUCCAUUCUUGCUUGAAUGGACUGGCUGGAUGGUAAUUGUAGGCUGAUGGAAUGUAAGUGGGUCCCUGAGGUAUGUCCUAGAAGGUGACAAUUUCCCUGUGACCUCUUCUAUCCUCCCCCUCCUGCUUCCUGGCUUCACCAUGAGCUGAGCAACUUCCCUUCACCAGGUCCUUCUGCCAUGAUGUUCUGCCUCAUCUUGGACCCAGAGCAAUGGAGUCUGCAGUCUGUGGACUGAGACCUCAGAAAUUGAGCCCCACAUAAACUUUUUCUGACUCUAGGUUGUUUUUGUCAGGUGUUUUGUUCACAGCAACAUAAAACCUGACUAAAACAAGGUAAAUCUUUUUCAGUCUUGGAAAAAAUUCUUAAAAUCACCAGGAUGCCUUUUAAUAUCAAAACUAUUUCUACUAAUUUAUUUUCAUGUAUUCUUUCACUUUUCUCAACUAAUUUAUUUUCCAUUACUUUGUCUUAAAGUGUCCCAUUCCAUAUUUUCUUAUACAUCUCUGAUAAGAAAACCAGAAUUAAUGAUCAUUAAGACUAGAGAGUAGAAUUUAAAAUGCCAGCAUAGGGCUAACAAUUGAAAAAAAGUAGCAAUAUAGAGUAAUACAUUAUUUUUACAAAGAGUGUUAAAUAUUAAACAAACCAGACUUGCUUGUCCUCAUAGGUACAAAACCAUAAUUCUACCAUGAUAAAAAUAAAGGUCUUUAUUAUUUCUCAUAGCUGGAACAUAGAGCAAAUAUGAGCAUUGCAUAAAUUUGUAUUAAUCAUUAUGGCUUUUCCAGUCUGCUUUACGAUCCAAGUAGGCUACAGUGGGAAUCUCACUACAUAAUAGAAGCAAACUACAGCAUUCAAAUUUUAUGUGUUACAUCUCUCAGCUAGGCAUACUCUGUACCUUGAGAUAAAAUAUGGUCCUUGGGAAUGAAGUUUGAUUUACUAUCUGUGAAGUAGGUAUUAAGAUUGUUAUAAUGCCUGUAGAAAAUAGUGGAGUUGUUUUUACCAUUAUCUACCAUGACGUCAGCCAUAACAACCUCCUUCUGGCUCAUUGUUUAGGAGUUCUGUACCCAAGACACUCUGUAGUAGAGCAGGUAUAACUCUAGGUAUUUGAUAAUGUAACAUCUCAGUUGUUAGGAGUUUCUGAAUCAGGAAGUAAUAGGUUCAUAUAUACUUGGUUGUGUGGCACUUGCAUUGUUGUAAUAUAGGCAUAAACAUUUGCAUUGUGGGACUUGUUGAUACAUUCUAGACAAACAUCUCUUUGAGUACUUUUGAAAUGGUUAUUUCAUCUAAAUUUGAUUAAAACCCAUUUUGCUCACAGAUGCCUGUCUCACAGGCAGGGUGAAUGUAUUUAGACUUUGUUGAAAAAACAUUUCAAAACAGUUUAUCUCCCCAAUCUCAUUUCUUUAAAAAUGUGCAUGCUUCCUGUUGGAAGAGAACACUUAAGUAUUCCAGCAGUAAUAAUUACAGCAAUUUUAAUUACAUUCUUUUUCCCAGACAAUUUAAAUCUUUGUGUGAUAAAAAGAUUUUAAUUAAGUUUAUUCAUGCUUUUUUGAUAGCUGGGCAGUCUUAUUGAAUGAGCCAUUUUUUGAUGAGGUCAUUUUGUUAAUGAAGUUGAACAGUCUCCAGUAUGUAACUUAGACACCUUGUUCCUCAAAACUUCUUUUGUAACAAAUGUUUUAUCAGUCAGCUAUUGCCAAGUAACAAACAGCAAUCCAACACUAAGUUCCAUACCAAAAAGUUUUUUUUUUU